UAUUUACACCUAUUGGCUGAGAUCUGACUGAACACUGGACUGAAGCAACUUCUAAUCAAGGGACAUUAUGUGCACCGUACAAAGUGUUCUUGGUCGAGCCAGAACCUAGUGAAGACUUGCGAGAGCUCAAGCUGUGAAUAAUUUACUGAGUAAAUGAAUGUGUCCGUCAACAACGCUAUCAUCACUCAGCAGCAUCUGUGCCCUUCGGUGGGAUAAUUAUCUGGGGGGAGAGAGAGAGAGAGAGCGAGAGCCCUUCUUUUGUUGCACGACUCUCAUUGAGCGAGCUCUUGGAACAUGGGGAAGAAUAAAAAGAAUAGAAACAAGAGGAAGGGCAAUGCCAACAAAACGGAGACCAUUAGUCAACUUCAAACGUUGGUUCAAGAUCCAGAGAACAAAGAGAAUGAUGCGGGUGAUCUUAUCCAAGGGAGCAGCGGCCAUUCAUUCAAGGGAGACUCUUAUGAAAACCAUCCACUGCCAGCAGAUCCACUGUCCACGGUUGUGGAACCACCCCAGACCUCGUUGGUGAGCGAUGCGGCCAAAUAUGAAGCCAUUGCAUCUCUUGAUGCUGAUCCGGAGAAUGAGGAGGAAAAAUGGUCUGAUCGCACGGCGGUCAUCACCAAAAUUGAGCAUGAGGACUACACUGCUUACGCUCAGGACAUUUUGAUCGACAUCCUCAAAGAUGUGAAAACACCAACCAAGGGAUCACCAGAUGCCAAGAAUGAGGCCAUCCAAGCCAAUUCCAAGGAGAAUCUUGCCCCACAAGCGUUCAGGAAUGUUCCCUCAAUCGCCAGCUACGAAUCUGAUGACAGUUUUGGUGAUUAUGCCAGCGCUGAGCAAUCAUUCACUAGUGUGGUCAGCACAACUAGCACGAUCCCAUUGUUCACGGCCUCGGCCUCUUUGGAAGACCUUCAUCAGCUCAGUGAUGAUCAAUUGGACGAUAUCAAGAUCCAGGACGAGACCAUGGGCUCCAUCUUGGACGCCAUGACUAAUCUGAAGAUCCAGCAGAGGGUCGAAGUCCCUCAACCUGAUGAGGAUGAACGGGAAGCCACUCCCAUCAAUGAUGAGACCCUCAUGGACACAACAAAGACCUUAGAAGAGACAUUGAAUGGGACUUUCGCCAAGGAGGAAACCCCCACGAAUGUUGUUGAUGAGACUUCAUUGGAUAAGACCUUCGAGAAGCAAGGCGAAGAAGAUGCUCAUCCUCUGGAGAUUGACUCAUUUGCCACUCCAUUGAAGAUGAGCGAUUCGGAGAAAGGAAAGCCGCUUGAGCAAGAUGAACAAACGAUCGCACCCGAUUCCGCUCAAGAGGCGAGCUCAGUUCUGGAUGAAGCUCACGAUAACGAAGUCAUUGAAGCAUUUGAUAAGCCUAAUGAAGAGACAAGUGUCACAAGUCUGCCUGAGACUACGCAAGUUUUAGAGGAACUUGAAAAUCAGCUGGCUCCAAGUGAAGUGCAAGAGAGCUCCGUCAAAAUGACUGAAUUCAAUCUGCCACACCUCGAUGCAAAUGACCUUGGAGGAGCUUUUAGUAUCUCGUUUGGUGAUGAGGAUAAGCCAAAGAAGAAACUGGCCAAGAAACCCGUGCUGAAGUCCACGGGGAAAACAUUCAAGAAGAUUCGUGAUCCAAUUACGCCCAACCAAAAGGACAUUACUGGAUCUCCAAAGAGCACUUCCAAACUUUUGUCGGUUGCUAUUCCAGAACCCUUUGUUAUCAAAUUCGAUGAAGUCACAGCGGAUGAUCCAUUCAAGGCCUCGAAUAAGAUGAUGAAUUCUCCGCCAAAACAAGACCUGUCUUUGGAGACCAUCAAAGAUCCCUUUCAAACCAAUUCGAAGGUGGCAAACUCUCCCACCAAAGAAACCAUUGAACCUUUCAAAAUCGAGGAAAAGGUGGCCAAUCUUCCACCUCCAGACACUGACGCAUUUGAAUUUUCGACGACUCAAUCGCAAAAUGAUGGUACAACGGUUUUAGAUGGUUUCGUUGCACCCACGGAUUCACAUCAAGAAGCUACCGUACAAUAUUCCAAUGAACCAACAAAUUCCUCGCUACCUUUGAAAACUGACGACGACGAGCGUAGUAAGAUAUCAGAGGCGAGAAUGACUUCAUCGUCUUGUGGUGAAAACGCUGAUAUGUUCAAGUCUUCGGUUGACGUGAAAGACUCGCCAAGUUCGAAGGAAGUGAACGAUGCAUUCGAAGCGUCCAACCAAACGGUCAAUUUACCUGUAGCUGAAGAUGUCGAGGAUCCGUUCAAGUCUUCAAACAAAAUUCCUAAUUCGCCAGGGCCAUUGGAUAUGGACGAUCCCUUUAAAUCUUCAAACAAAAUGAUGAAUUCCCCAAUACGAAUGGAAAUGGAAGACCCAUUUAAGUCCUCGAGUAAAAUCGUGAAUUCACCAGGACCAAUCGAAAUUGAAGACCCUUUCAAAUCUUCAAGCAAAGUGUCAAAUUCCCCGGAAAAAGUGGAACUGGAAGAUCCCUUCAAACCGUCGAGCAAAAUCAUGAACUCACCGGGAUUGAUGGACAUGGAAGACCCUUUCAAGCCUUCCAGCAAAAUUGCAAAUUCACCGGGCCCGACAGAAAUUAAAGAUCCUUUCAAAUCUUCGAAAGAAAUCCCGAAUUCACCUGAACCAAUUGAAACAGAAGACCCUUUCAAGUCUUCCAAUAAAAUGGCAAAUACCCCCGAACCAAGGGAAACGGAGAGUACCUUCGCAUCAGCUGAAGAUGUUGAAGAUCCCUUGAAGUCUUCAAAUACAUUGAUGAACACUCUCAAUGCAACAAGUGGUACGAAUGAUCCUUUGAAGCCCUCGACAACCUUGGCCGAUUCGCCUCCGUCCACAUCUGAAGAGAUCUCUCCCGUUCCAAAACAGGGGCCAACUGAAUCAUUGGAGGAGAAAGAAAUGAACCCUUUCCAAUCCAAAUCCAAGAUUAUAAAUUCUCCCGACAAAUCAGAUGUCUUGAAGGCCAGCCAAAAGCUGCCUGAAUCCCAUGAGUCAGAAGGGAAGACCUUAACCACAUUGUCCGAAUUCCAAACCUCUUUGACCGAUUUACCUCAAAGUGAUAUUUUGGAUUUGGAGGAUCCUCUAAAUGAGGAUGAUCUUCCCGACUUGGUGAAGAUCAAUCCUCCCUCAGUGGAGAACCUAAUGAAUAAUAAGCAAGACAAAUCUGGGAGUGGGCGUUUCUCCACCCCUGAGUUCGAAGCUGAUGAAAAACGCCUCAAAGACGAGGAAGACUCGGAAACAACAAACAAAGUUGAGGUUGCUCCCAGCGCCGUGGCUACCAUUUCUCCAUUUAACAUUCAAACCCCAUCCAAAGAAUCGUCGUCUACCUCCUCUCACUGCUCACUGUCGACACCUCUGGUGAAAUCUUCCAAUAAUGUCAGUCUUUUGGGCACACCUCGCCAUCCGCCCACGGAAUCGAGCAGGAAUAUUGAGCUGAAUACAUCACUGAACGAUUCUACCUUGGCCAGUCCGUCGUCCAUCCUGAAAUCGCGGGGCGAGGACAUCACGGAUAUGCAAGUGAAAGAGAUCCUCGUCCGGAAUGAGUUGCUCUGGCAGCAACAUCUACUGGACAAGGAUCGCGAAAUGCACGAUAAGGAAACCAAGAUCAAAUCCAUGGAGCAAGAGAUCAUUCUCCUGAGUAAAGAGAACGAGGAUUGCGUCGAGUCUAAUCGCCAGAUGAUGAUUGUGGUGGAGGAAUAUGAGAAGACCAUCUCCGAGAUUCUCUCUGAGCGAGAACGAGAUCGAGUGUGUCACGAAAUCGAGAAGGACAAACUCACCAGUGAGCGGAAUCAGAUCUUUGACGACCUCCGAUCAGCGGAAAGAUCUUUCAACGAUGUCCAUCGGAAAUACGAGCGAACCAAAGAGGUCAUAUCUGGUUUUAAGCAGAACGAAGAUUCCCUGAAAUCGAAAGUCAGCGAUUUGGGCGCCAAGUUGAAACGAUCCGAGGACCGCUAUGAUCUCCUCCGAAACCACGCCGAAUCCAAACUGGCCGAAGCUAAUGAACGGAUUGAGAGCCUUCAACAAAGCAGUCAAGCGAACAUUGCUCGACUUCAAGCCCAAUUGCGGAAGGCUGAAAUGCACGUGACCUCCUUGGAACGAACCGUGGAGCAAAAGACCCGCGAUAACGAGGAGCUCACCAAGAUCUGUGACGAACUCAUUGCCAAUGUGGGAUCAUAAAACCGUCGGUCCCAUCACCACUUCUCUAUGACACUAUUUUUGUAUGAUAAAUCAUGGUAGUAGUA
Tigriopus californicus is the source of this 4232-nucleotide messenger RNA. Its product is annotated as transforming acidic coiled-coil-containing protein 3-like. Gene Ontology annotation, biological process: cell population proliferation; mitotic spindle organization. Lineage: Eukaryota; Metazoa; Arthropoda; Copepoda; Harpacticoida; Harpacticidae. Bases 295 to 4167 code for a protein of 1290 amino acids. Gene Ontology annotation, cellular component: cytoplasm. The record is from RefSeq and is a predicted model, not a curated record. The transcript has 9 exons.